Molecule: messenger RNA, 408 nt
Organism: Belonocnema kinseyi
Lineage: Eukaryota; Metazoa; Arthropoda; Insecta; Hymenoptera; Cynipidae
Exons: 1
Coding region: 1-408 (135 amino acids)
Source: RefSeq, a predicted model, not a curated record
AUGCAAUUGAACCCGAUAGAUCGCUAUGGAGUUCCUGUCGCCUUCCUCGCGGACACCAUACCGAUGACCUAUGAAGAGGUUAUGGCUAGCCCGGACACAGAAAAGUGGAAGCAAGCUAUGCAAGAAGAACUCGAAGCGCUUAAGAAAAAUGAAACAUGGUUAUUGUUGAAACUUCCACGAGGUAAGCGAGUCAUCGGAUGUAAGUGGGUCUAUUCAAUCAAGAGAAGUGCGAAUGAUAAUAGUAUCAGAUAUAAGGCACGACUUGUGGCAAAAGGCUACGCUCAGCAAAAAGGCAUCGAUUUCUUUGAUACUUUUGCACCUGUCGUGCGCUAUGAAUCUAUUCGCAUUCUCUUAGCGAUUGCAGCAACAGAAAAUCUGGAGAUAAACCAAUUUAAAAAGCACCUUUAA